This is a messenger RNA of Diaporthe citri, 507 nucleotides long. RefSeq lists its product as uncharacterized. The transcript has 2 exons. The record is from RefSeq and is a predicted model, not a curated record. Bases 1 to 507 code for a protein of 168 amino acids. Lineage: Eukaryota; Fungi; Ascomycota; Sordariomycetes; Diaporthales; Diaporthaceae.
AUGUCAACAACAACAGACAGCAGCAGAUCCGGCGCGGACGGCCUCGGGGCCAACAACGCGCACAAGGGGUACAAGGACACGAAAACUACGACGACGCACCCCCCCGGCGUCCCCGGCCCGGACCACUCCGCCCGCGACACCCUCCGCAAGCAGGCCAAGCCCGUCUUCAACCGCGGGCCCUCGAUGCUCGACUUCACCGCCGUCACGUCCGCGGGGCCCACGCCCGCCGGCGAGGUGCCCCCCUCGGCGUCGUACUUUGACGGCUCGCGGCUGCGCGAGUCCCACCUGCCCGACAAGGAGGAGGAAGAGCAGCAGCCAGAAGAGGCCAUGAGGAGGCAGACGGUCACCGAGACGGACUCGGAGCUGCCCCGGCGGGUCCCAGGCGACGAGGUCCAAGGGGUGGAUGCCUUUGCCCCGCGGACGUCGCGCCGGGAGACCGAGGGCAGUGCGCAGGACAGGACGAGCGGGUGGACUGGGGCCAAUGACACGUUUGGGGGUCAUACAUAG